This is a messenger RNA of Acanthosepion pharaonis, 873 nucleotides long. The record is from the annotation of a GenBank genome assembly. NCBI's taxonomy places the organism in Eukaryota, Metazoa, Mollusca, Cephalopoda, Sepiida, Sepiidae.
AUGUUUUCCUCCUUCUCUAAUUUUUUGUUAGCCAUUUUAUUACUCUAUCUUUAUCUACAUCUUUUUCUUUCCUUUUCUUUCUAUCUUUCUUUAUGUCUUUUUCUCUUCUUUCUUCUAAUCUUUUCCGACUUCUUUUUCCUCUCGAUUCUAUUUUUUCUUGUUACUUUCCCUCACGUUGCAUAUUUUGAAUUUUUUCUUUCUUCUGUUCUCCCCUCUCAUAUUUCUUUACCUAUCCUUUCUUUUUACAUUUCUACUCAUCCACUCUCUUUUUUCAACUCCCUCUCUUACGCACAGCAACUAUUCUCUUUUCAUUUCUUUAACAUUUCGACUUAUCUUCGUCCUUCUCCCUACAACCAAAUAUAUUCUUUCUUAUUUCACCCUCUCUGUGAUUCCAUCUGCUCGUUUUUUUUCUUACAAUUUCUAGUCUCUCUCUCUCUUACUCUCUCUCUCUCUUACUCUCUCUCUCUCUCUCUCUCUCUCUCUUUCUCUUCAUCAUUUUCAACUUCUCGACAUUUCUUACUCUUCGCUUUUUGCACAUCUUUCUUUUUCUUCCAUUCUCUCUCUCUCUCCUUCUUUCCCUACUCCUUAACUUAUCAACCUCUUUGUAUUCUCCCUUGUCUUACUUAUCCUAUUCUUUCUUUCUUUCUUUCUUUCUUUCUUUCUUUCUUUCUUUCUUUCUUUCUUUCUUUCUUUGCUCUCUCUCAUACAGUAUCCUUUAGCAUUAGUUUUUCCCUCUCUCUUUUUUUCUUUUCCAGCGCCUAUUUAUAUUCAUUUGUUUUCUCUAUCUUACUUGUUUCUGUCUCACCCGUCUUUUUAACCAUUAUUUACAUUUUCCUUAAUUCUAUUUUAUAUCUUUUAUUAAUAACAACGUGA